Oncorhynchus masou masou (cherry salmon) is the source of this 2591-nucleotide messenger RNA. RefSeq names its product MAGUK p55 subfamily member 2-like. Lineage: Eukaryota; Metazoa; Chordata; Actinopteri; Salmoniformes; Salmonidae. The transcript has 11 exons. Gene Ontology annotation, molecular function: protein binding. The record is from RefSeq and is a predicted model, not a curated record. Bases 1 to 1635 code for a protein of 544 amino acids. Gene Ontology annotation, cellular component: cell-cell junction; plasma membrane.
AUGCAGCAGGUUCUGGACACUCUGAGUGACAGCACCAGCUCCACCAUCGCCAAUGAUCUGGACCUCAUCUUCCUCAAGGGCAUCAUGGAGAGCCCCGUGUUCCCGUCUCCCUGCUACCCUCAGGCCCAUGAGAACCUGGAGGAGUCCAGGCUGGAGGCGGUGAGCGACAACAACAUGGAGCUGGUGCAGGACAUCCUGAAGGAGCUCACUCCCCUUACGCACAGGAACAAGGCUGCAGACGAACUGGCACGCAUACUGAAGGAGCCACACUUCCAGUCUCUCCUGGAAACCCAUGAUUCGGUGGCAUCCAAGACCUUUGAGACUCCUCCUCCCAGCCCCUGUUCCUUCAUGGACGCUGCCUUCAACACCCAGCCUGUAGCCCCAGAUGCAGUCAGGAUGGUGGGCAUCCGCAAGGUGUCUGGAGAGCACCUGGGUGUGACGUUCCGGGUAGAGAGCGGAGAGCUGGUGAUCGCCCGCAUCCUCCACGGCGGGAUGAUCGACCAGCAGGGUCUCCUCCACGUUGGUGACAUUAUCAAGGAGGUGAACGCGAAAGAGGUGGGCAACGACCCCAAGGUGCUCCAGCAGAUGCUGAAAGAGGCCAGCGGCAGUGUGGUGCUCAAGAUCCUCCCCAGCUACCAGGAGCCUCACACCCCACGCCAGGCGUAUGUGAAGUGUCACUUUGACUACGACCCGUCCCAUGACAACCUAAUACCCUGUAAGGAGGCAGGCCUGGGCUUCAGCAGUGGAGACAUCCUGCAGCUUUUCAACCAGGAGGACCUCAACUGGUGGCAGGCAUGUCACCUAGUGGGGGGCAGUGCAGGCCUUAUCCCUAGCCAGCUACUGGAGGAGAAGAGGAAGGCAUUUGUCAAGAGAGAUCUGGAGCUGGUUACUACAGGUCCUCUUUGUUCUGGAAUGGGUGGGAAGAAGAAAAAAAAGAUGAUGUAUCUGACAACCAAAAAUGCAGAGUUUGAUCGGCACGAGCUGAGGAUCUACGAGGAGGUUGCCAAGGUUUCACCGUUUCGCCGGAAGACGUUGGUUCUGAUUGGAGCACAGGGAGUGGGCCGCCGUAGUCUGAAGAACAAACUGUUGGUGUCAGACCCCCUGCGCUACGGGACCACCAUCCCCUUUACUUCGAGGAAACCCAAGGUGGAUGAGAAGGAUGGACAGAUGUAUUCGUUCAUGACUCGCACUGAGAUGGAUACGGACAUUAAGAACGGACGCUUCCUGGAGCACGGCGAGUACGACGGGAACCUCUACGGCACCAAGAUCAACUCCAUCCACGAGGUGGUGGAUGCUGGAAAGAUCUGCAUCCUGGAUGUCAACCCACAGGCACUUAAGGUUCUGCGGACAUCAGAGUUCCUUCCCUACGUGGUGUUUAUUGAGGCUCCAGAUUAUGAAAUCCUCAAAGCCAUGAAUAAGUCUGCCAAAGAAGCCGGAGUGAUGACUAAGCAGUUAACGGACUCUGAGCUGAAGAGGACAUUGGAUGAGAGCGAGAAGAUCCAGCGUGCCUACGGACAUUUCUUUGACCUGAACAUCAUCAACAACAGCCUGGAGGGAGCCUUCUGCAACCUGAAGACGGCACUAGAGAGACUGAGCUCAGAGCAGCAGUGGGUUCCUGUCAGCUGGGUCUUCUAAAGGCCAAUCAAUCAGAGGUCAGGGCUAGAGGUCAGGAGGUCAGAAUAGGGGUCAAAGGUCUGAGGAGUUGGCAGGUAGAGUGGGACCAAUUAGGAGAGAGUAAAUUGUAAAGGAGUGGAGUUUCCCUCAGCAGCGUAUGACGCUAUACGAUGUGAAAGUCACGUCAAUUUUAGUUCCGUUUCCCUUGUUUUGUAGGCUAAAAAUGAGUCUCAAAUUUGCAUCGUCCAAGUCAUGAAAACGUGGCCAUUUAAGAUAUAUGUGAAAUUGUAUACUCUACCAUAAGAUGGUUUUCAAUGUAUUUGAUGGCCAAGAAGAAGCAUGGAGCCGAAAAGUGAAAUCCGUUUCAUUAGAACAACAAAUCUUUCGGCAGCUCGCCAGGUCUACAAUCCUUUUUUUUUUUGCAUUAAAAAAAGUACCGGCUGGCAAUGUUCAUUAACAAAAACAGCGUAAUCUAAUAUACAACACAUCAAACAGCCUGUAAGUAACAAGUUCUUACUGUGAGAGUUAGCUACUGUGUGAUCUACAAUGGCAGCCCACAGCCGGAAGACCCUGGAUAAAAAUGUGUUUUAAACACUUAUUUGAUAGUGAGGGACACAUUCAACCCGACAUAUCAUAAGUUUUGUUCCUUGACAUUAUGGAUCUGCAUUUGUUGAUGGGAAAUGUUUUUUUUUGUUGGUGAAACCCGAAUAGUUUACGUUUGUUUGAUGAAGGGAUCCAGGCUACAGUUCUUUCCACAACUUGGCAUCAAUAAAGAGUAAAAGUAAAAAUGUUUCAUGUAAAUCUUAAUAGAAAUGCCUAUUUGCAGGAGGAAACGAGUAAGUUCUCGGCUAGAGCAUGCAUGCUCCGGCAUGCUGUCAAAGCAGCAGGAGACGAAGUUCAAAGGAGACUUUUCUACCUUUCUGCCAUGUGUCUUACUUCUUGAGCGUCAAAUAUUUUUAGAGAAGGCAUUGAUAUGA